Molecule: messenger RNA, 669 nt
Organism: Stegodyphus dumicola
Lineage: Eukaryota; Metazoa; Arthropoda; Arachnida; Araneae; Eresidae
Source: RefSeq, a predicted model, not a curated record
AUGCCGCACCGUGCUGUAAUUCGCGAUUCUGAGACUACUAGUGUCCGUGUAGUUUUCGAUGCUUCUUCGAAGACCGGAAACUUCAAAUCCUUAAACGAAUGUCUAGAAACCGAUCCAAAUUUGAAUCCGAAUGUUCUUGACGUGAUCCUGAGGUUUCGUGAACUUGAAAUAGCAUUUUGUGGGGACAUAGAAAAGGCAUUUUUAGUGAUUAGCAUUGCAAAAGAAGAUAGGGAUUACUUGAGAUUUCUUUGGUUUGGGAAUGAUGAGAAAUCAUGUUAUAUUAUGCGCAUGUGUCGGUUUCCUUUCGGAACAGCGGUUAGUCCCUUUCUGUUGGCUGCUACAAUAAAAUAUCACAUCAAAGGGUAUAAAGAGGACCAUCCCGAGAGUUUUAAAAUGCUUAAUUCUUCUAUUUACGUUGAUGACUUAUUUUAUGGAAGUAAAACUGUAGAAGAUGCAUACCGAUUGUCUGUAGAUGCUGUAAAUAUUUUUCGCGAUGCAGGUAUGAAUUUGAGAAAACUGAAAUCGAAUUCAGAUGAAUUAAAUACAUUACGGAUGAAGUCAAAUAUUAAAGGGAAAGAUGAUUUCAAUAAAGAAACAAAAUUUUUUAGCAUGAUUUGGAAUCCUAGUAACGAUGUAAUAAAAUUAAACAUGAAACCAGUUCAGGAGUGA